AUGGUGAGGAGUAACCAGACCUCUGCAGUGACAGAGUUCCUCUUCUCUGGAUUCCCCCAGUUUGAAAAUGGUAGCUUCCUCCUCUUCAUUCCUUUGCUCAUCAUCUACAUAUUCAUUGUUAUUGGGAAUCUCAUUAUAUUUUUUGCAGUCAGGUUGGACACUCACCUCCACAAUCCCAUGUAUCAUUUCAUCAGCAUUUUCUCCUUUCUGGAGAUCUGGUACACCACAGCCACCAUUCCCAAGAUGCUCUCCAAUCUCCUCAGUAAGAAGAGGACCAUCUCCAUAAGUGGCUGCCUUUUGCAGAUGUACUUCUUCCAUUCUUUGGGAAAUUCGGAGGGGAUUUUGUUGACCACCAUGGCCAUUGACAGGUAUGUCGCCAUCUGUAACCCUCUCCGCUACCCAACCAUUAUGACCCCCCAGCUGUGUGCUCAGCUGUCUGCGGCUUCCUGCAUCUUUGGAUUUCUUGUGUUGCUCCCAGAGAUCGCAUGGAUUUCCACAUUGCCCUUCUGUGGGCCCAACCAAAUCCAUCAGAUCUUUUGUGACUUUGAACCUGUGCUGCGUUUGGCUUGUACAGACACAUCCAUGAUUCUGAUUGAGGAUGUGAUCCACGCAAUUGCCAUCAUCUUCUCUGUCCUGAUAAUUGCCCUCUCUUAUAUCAGAAUUGUCACAGUAAUCCUGAGGAUUCCCUCUGUUGAAGGACGCCAGAAGGCUUUUUCUACAUGUGCAUCUCAUCUUGGUGUCUUUGUGAUGUUCUACGGCAGUGUAUCUCUUAUGUACCUGCGUUUCUCUGCCACUUUCCCACCCAUGUUGGACACAGUCAUUGCCCUGAUGUUUGCAGUUCUUGCUCCCUUCUUCAACCCUAUCAUCUAUAGCUUGAGAAACAAGGAUAUGAAGAUUGCAAUCAAGAAGCUUCUCUGCUUUCUGAAGGUGUUUAGUACAUCUGCAAGCUGA
Molecule: messenger RNA, 951 nt
Organism: Manis pentadactyla (Chinese pangolin)
Lineage: Eukaryota; Metazoa; Chordata; Mammalia; Pholidota; Manidae
Product: olfactory receptor 6K3-like
Exons: 1
Coding region: 1-951 (316 amino acids)
Biological process (GO): G protein-coupled receptor signaling pathway
Cellular component (GO): membrane
Molecular function (GO): G protein-coupled receptor activity; olfactory receptor activity
Source: RefSeq, a predicted model, not a curated record